This is a messenger RNA of Tarenaya hassleriana, 1119 nucleotides long. Its product is annotated as RING-H2 finger protein ATL56-like. The transcript is spliced from 2 exons. The record is from RefSeq and is a predicted model, not a curated record. The coding region runs from base 191 to 721 and encodes 176 amino acids. Lineage: Eukaryota; Viridiplantae; Streptophyta; Magnoliopsida; Brassicales; Cleomaceae.
AUCACGAAUUUUCUCGCAUUUUCCAAGUGGAAACUCGAUUUUCUCGGAAAUAUAUCGUUGCUCAUUUCAAUUUCUCUGAUUAAAAAGAUCAAAAUCCUUCCCUCUCUAGCUUUCAACAGAUUUCGGCAUUAAUUCCGCGAGACAACGAAAAGAGCAAAAAAGACGAGAUUUUUUUUGCAUUUAUCUGCCGAUGCCGCCACCGCCGAUCCCCGACGGCCGGAUCUCCGGCGAACCUCCACCACCGCCGCCGAAGGCCAACGGGAAGAUACUCUCUCUCUUCCUCAUUGGUCUUAUCAUGAUAUCUAUCACCUCCCUCUUCUUCGUCCUCCUCGGUCUCGCCUCCAUCAUCCUCCUCCCUCUCCUCCUCACUUCUCUCCACCGUCACCACAGCCACCGCCGCCAUGAAUCCUCAAAGGGGUUUUUCUCGAGACGCUUGAAGGAGCUUCCCCAGUUCAAAUUUUCCGAGCCGACGCGGUACGGGAGCGAUUGCGUGGUCUGUCUCGACGGGUUCAGGCAAGGACAAUGGUGUCGGAGGCUUGUAGGUUGCGGCCACGUUUUCCACCGGGGGUGUGUGGAUGCGUGGUUGGUAAAAGUCGCAGCUUGUCCGAUUUGCAGGGCUAGGGUUAGAUUGGAUGAAGAAGAUGAAGAAGAAGGAGACUUUUGGGCAUGUUUUGGUCAGAGAAGGAGUAGAUUGCUAGAAUUAAAGCAGCAGGUGAUGUAAGAACAGCUGUUUCUCCUCAUCACCGAGAACCAAAGACAGAGUAGAGAUCUUUAACCCAACAACACAAGCUAGCUUUCUUUUUUGCCAGACCCGUGAAUCGUUCUGUGCUUCUGAAUUCUCUGAUGGAGUUAGCGGGUUUGCUCUUUACGAAGAACAGGUCAGCCGAUGUUCUUCAUGACAGUAUUAUUCCCUCUCGGGCAUGUCUGUCUCAUCGGUUUUUCCCGCAUUCAUCUUCCUGUUUGUCUACGUACUGCAUCAUAUAUCCUUGUUCUAUGGUCAGUGUAGUUAUACAUGGUCUGCGCAUCCGAUCUUUACUUAAACUGGAAAGAACAUCCAGAACAAAGAGUUCCUGUUCUUGACCAUAAUGUCUUGGGAAUCGGCCUCCUGCUAUUUGUUCC